Messenger RNA from Suillus subaureus, 996 nucleotides. RefSeq names its product isoprenoid synthase domain-containing protein. The coding region runs from base 1 to 996 and encodes 331 amino acids. The transcript is spliced from 3 exons. Lineage: Eukaryota; Fungi; Basidiomycota; Agaricomycetes; Boletales; Suillaceae. The record is from RefSeq and is a predicted model, not a curated record.
AUGACUCCUAUUGCAACCUACACCAUCACUUCUUCCGACUCCGAGCUUGCAGGGUUUAUUUUACCCGACCUUUUCAGCCAUUGCCGCUAUCCUCUGCGCGUGAAUCCUCACUCUCAUCUUGUCUCUUGCGCAUCUGAACAAUGGUUUUUCACCGAGGCGCAUGUCGUAGAGCCCGAAAUUACCAAAUUUAGGGCCUUUCGCUUACGUGACUACAAUGCAUAUUGCUAUCCUGAUGCAGAUGCUUCCCAUUUCCGAAACAUCUCAGACUUCCUGAACUGGGCAUUCAUGGCAGACGACUACUUCGAUGACUGUGAUAUUGAUGAUAUAAAAGGAAUGCGUGAAUGUUGUAUUUCCGCAUUACGCGAUCCCAUUAGCUUUCAGACGGAAAACCCUCUUGGGAAGAUUUGCAAAUCAUUUUUCAGUCGCAUUACAGCGACUGCUGGAUCGAGCUGCACCGAGCGGUUUAUCCAUGGACUCGACUUGUUCCUCAUUGCUGCGGCUAAGGAGAUAGACAACCGCGCAAUGGGACAUACCUAUGACCUUGAAUCCUACACCGCCCUGAGGCGAAACUCGACUGGCAUUAAAUGUUGCUUUGCCCUCAUCGAAUACGCAGCUCAAAUGGAUCUCCCGAACGAAGUAGUAUCACAUCCAGUGAUCAAGGCGAUGGAGGACGCUGUCAGCGAUUAUACCGCUUGGUGCAACGAUAUUUUAUCCUACAACAAAGAGCAAUCGCGCCAUGACACACUUUGCAAUCUAAUUGCCGUCCUCAUGCGCGAACAAGGUCUAGACCUGCAAGGCGCUGUCGACUACUCUGGUCAGCUGUGUAAGAGUGCCAUCCAGCGCUUUGAGGACAACCGUACUGCCCUCCCCUCUUGGGGAGAAGAGCUUGAUAGGCAGGUAGCUAUCUAUAUUCAAGGAAUGUUGGACUUGGCCGUUGGUUCGCUGCAUUGGGCUUUGAUUCUACCCGCUAUUUUGGGAAUGAUGGGCAGAUCGUGA